AUGCCACUUCUCGCUCUUUCCAACGAACUUCUCAAUGCGAUCAUCGGAUUCUCUGACUUUAGUGGUGCACGCGAGCUCUGCAAGAAUUGCCAUCUGCUAAGCGAACUUGCUACGCCUUAUUUGUAUUCUACAAUUACCUUCGAUAACAAGACUGAAGAAAUUUGUCCACAGGAUCCUUGCCACUACCUCUUCCUUCGCACUAUAGUCAAUCGCCCUGAUCUUGCAAAAUUCCCAAAAAUCUUCCAAUGCGUGUGGUUUCUUCCUGCACAACUCGAAACCAUCUGGAGACGCUUCCAUCCCAAUCUAGGUGAUAGAUCCGAUCCCGCUACCAGCUUAUGGAAUCUCAUUCGGAUCAAGCUCGAUGAGGCCAGCGCUAGCGAAAAACAAGCCAAACUUUGGCACAAAGCUAUCUUUGGAUUGGGGGAUAGCAGAGCACCCGGUAGUGACGGUAUUUUCGCAUGCAUUGUAUGUUUUCUCCCCAAUCUGAAGGAGAUUCAUAUGUCCGAGGGAGAUUUUAAGUGUCGUGGAAAUGCAGGUACUAUUGACCCUACAGCAGAGUUCUUCGCCCCUAUGUUUGCACACGCAGUAGCACUUCAGACAAAGCAGAGAGCAUCGGAACAUGAAAUCUCGCCAUAUUCUAUGUCUAAAUUGAGAUCCAUGUCAAUAAAGAAUUUUUCGCAUGAUCAUGUACCACUUUCAAAAAUUGUACAUCGUCUUGAAUUGCCAUCACUCAAAAAGUUCGUCGUCCAAGACGCCUAUGACCUCUUCCCGGAAAUCCCCUACAGCAUUCCCGAAACAUUUAACUCUCGAGUCCAGGACCUGCAAUUUGAGCGCAGUGUGUUCCACCCUGAAAAUUUGAGAAGACUCCUGAGCGCCUGUCCAUCACUUCGCAGGUUUGCAUUAGAGCACACCAGCAUCAGCGUCCCGUUUUGUUCCACUGAGAUGAUUAACGGUUUAAUGGCCAGUAAGGAGACACUCGAAUUCAUUGAGGCUAGAGUGGCAAGUGAACACAUUCGCCCCCAUUUGGUUGACACUGGAUCAUUCGGUCGACCUGGUUCAUUUGCAGACUUCCCAAAAUUGAAGGAGAUUGUUGUCAGCGCUGGAGCCAUCCUUGAUCACUCAAUAAAUAAAAACACAUCUGCAGAGACGGACAGUGGUUACGAUACUGACGCUUAUCACACAAGAGCCUUCUUACAACGCAUCCCUCAAAGUCUCCAAAAUCUCAUAAUGAAAGACUGCUACUCUUUUGAUCUCACGACAUUUGCAGCAGUUUUGGCGUUGGUCAGAGAGAAGGAAAUAUAUGCUCCAGAUCUCAAGUACAUCAGCUUGACGUGGCGCGGUAUUCACUCUUCAGAACAUCGUCCGGGCAAAAUUGAUUUGAUCAAGGCAUGCAAGGAAGCAGGAAUUGAAUUGGGAGUACAUUUCAAACAUUACUAUUUGUAA
Molecule: messenger RNA, 1443 nt
Organism: Botrytis porri
Lineage: Eukaryota; Fungi; Ascomycota; Leotiomycetes; Helotiales; Sclerotiniaceae
Exons: 1
Coding region: 1-1443 (480 amino acids)
Source: RefSeq, a predicted model, not a curated record